Messenger RNA from Brettanomyces nanus, 1440 nucleotides. RefSeq lists its product as uncharacterized. Gene Ontology annotation, biological process: dipeptide transport; allantoate transport; transmembrane transport. The record is from RefSeq and is a predicted model, not a curated record. Gene Ontology annotation, cellular component: plasma membrane. Gene Ontology annotation, molecular function: dipeptide transmembrane transporter activity; allantoate transmembrane transporter activity. NCBI's taxonomy places the organism in Eukaryota, Fungi, Ascomycota, Pichiomycetes, Pichiales, Pichiaceae. The transcript has a single exon. The coding region runs from base 1 to 1440 and encodes 479 amino acids.
AUGGAUUCAGAAAAGGACGCAAAAACUUCUAGUAUGGAAGAAGAGGUUAAGGCUAUCGAAGCUCCAGCCUUCGUAGACGUUAAGCACAUGUUCAGAAAGGUAGAUUUUGUUCUCCUUCCUAUCAUGAUGUUCACUUAUGCUGUGCAAUUUAUGGAUAAAUUGGCUCUUAGUGCUGGUUCUGUGUUUGGAUUGCGGACUGAUUUGAAGUUGGUCAAUCAAGAUUAUUCAUGGGCCUCGUCUAUCUUCUUCUUUGGCUUUAUGCUAGGAAAUUUCUUUGUUGUUCGUCUUAUUCAUUUGGUGAAGAUUGGAAGAUUUGUGUCUUUUGUCAUUUGUGCCUGGGGUAUCACUCUUGCUUGCAGCACUGCUUCUCAAAAUUACGCUGGACUAUUGGUUGCCAGAUUUGUCCUCGGUUUUUUGGAAAGUGCCAUCUCUCCUACUUUCGUUUUCAUCACCUCCAUGUGGUGGACUCAAAAGCAGCAAGCUGUCAGAACUAACUUAUGGUUUGCCGGUAACGAUAUUGGUGGUGUGCUUAACUCUCUUAUCGCAUUUGGUUUGGGUCAUGCCAACGGUCCCUGGAGCCCUUGGAGAUAUAUCUUUUUAACCUAUGGUUUGAUGGCCUUUGUUUGGAGUUUUGUCAUUCUUUUCUUUCUACCUGACUCUCCUCAAAAUGCACGUUUUUUGAACCAAGGCGAAAAGCAGUAUUAUCAGAAGGAGAUGAAGUCCUCUAAAGUCGAUAAGAAGUGGGACUGGGGACAGGCAAAGUCCGCUUUUACUGACAUUCAAGUCUGGCUUCUAUUAUUUUCCACGGUUUUGUGUGUGCUUCCAAACGCUGGUAUCACAAGUUACGGUUUCAUCAUUUUGGACAGUUUUGGAUUCACCUCCAUUCAAAGUACUUUGCUUAACUUGGCAUUGUCUAUCUUUACAUGGUUCGCCAUUGCUUUGGCCGGUUAUCUUGCUUCGAGAUUCAAGAAUGCUCGUUGUUAUGUCAUUUGGCUUUGUUUGGUCUUUGCAAUCACAGGUGGUUGCCUUAUUUACAAGGGUAACUCUAAAGGUGUUAAAUUACUCGGCUACUUCCUCGUUGACGUUCAGCCGGCAAUUCUUCCAUUGCUUCUUGGUAUGGCUGCUUCCAAUUUCCGAGGAACUACAAGAAGAUCUACUGUCAACAGUGCUAUCUUCAUCAUCUACUGUGCUUGUAACAUUGGAGGUCCUCAAUUGUUCCAGAGCAGUGAUGCUCCACACUAUCCUCAUGCUUUCCUCUCCUGGAUUAUUUGUUACUGCUUGAAUGUUGUCUUCACUCUUCUUAUCAGACUUGCUGCUAUCCGUGCCAAUAAGAAGCUGGAGAAGCUGGCUGCUGAGUUUGUUCCAGUCGUUGAAGAGGAAAUAGAAGUUGAAAAAGAACUUGUCGAGUACGAAGAUCCUUCAUUCAGAUACAAGUACUGA